UGUGAGCGCUGAAUGCGUUUCUAUGCGAGUGUGUGUGUGUGUGUGUGUGUGUGUGAUCGCUGGGUGGAGCAGCAGUGUACGGCAGGUCUCGUCUCGUCUCUCAUUGCGGCGGCUGGAGAUCAUCGAGCGGCGGCGGAAUGUCGCUCCGCUGUCCGUGUGCGUGAAGAGCAGGAGGAAGACGAGGAGGAGGAGGUGGAGGAAGAUGAUGGAGGAAUCCGACAGCAUCCCCUGCUCCGCGGAGGACGGACUCCUGUCGAGCUGGAGAUGGAACAGAACCGCCAGGGACCAGGUCCAGAUCAAGCAGAAGAUCCGAGAUCUGCCCGGAUUGUUAAAGCACGGACUGAACCUGCGCAAAAAGAGCCAGUCACCUGACACCAUCCCAGGACCCAGCACAGGUGUCACACCCAAACCCAAGACGUGUUCUCAGAGUUUUCCCUGCGCUGGACGUGCGCUGAGAAACGCCUUUCUGUCUCAUGGACCGUAUCCAGCUAAAGACAAGAUCCACCUGGCCAGGAUCAUCAGGAGGAGUUAUGUGGGUGUGGAGCUGGUCCAGUGGCUGCUGGAGCAGUGUGUGUCGGUUCAGUGCAGGUUAAUGGCGUCUCGUGUCUGGCAGGUUCUGCUGGAGCUGGGGAUCCUGCACUCAGUCGACCAGCGGCUGGUGUUUGAAGACUCCAACACAUAUUAUCAGUUCUCGUUCGAGGAGUGUGACGCUCAGGGCUGUGAAUUUCGCAGCGAGGAGGAAUGGCAGAACGGCGUCCGUCUUCUGCUGCAGCUCGUCCCUUACGUCCAGUUCAGGGUCGUCAGCCCACCUGAGGAAGACCCGGACAGAAAGCGUGAUAUGUGCAGUGAGAUCCUGCAGAUGAAGGCUCUGGAGAGACUCACGUCCACAGUGCAGAAUGAACUCGCCGCUGCUCUUGCCAGGAAAGCCAAGAAGUCAAUGUCAGAAGACGAAAGCUCGGAGGCGUCAGACGCUUCUCCUCAAGAAGCGCCGAAACCCACUGAACCCAGCAAGCAGGCGGGCGUCUGUGCUCUCCGGGCUCCGGAGGACUUCUCUCGGCUGGAGGUGGUCCAGCGGCUGGCCAAAGACGGCUAUCGCUUCCUCCAGAACCAGAACUACCGGCUCCCGGACCGCUCCGCUCAGGCGCAGGGCGAGGGCGUCGUACGAGUCUGUCUGAAAGAGCGGGGUCAAGACGUGCUGGUUCUCCAGAGAGUCCCAUCAGAUCCAGCGUCUCCUCAAACGGCUGGAGUCAAAGACGAGGACAGUGAUAAGAGGUAUGUGGUGGUGUCCGGGACGCCCCAGAAGAUCCUGGAGCACCUGCUGAGCGACCUGCGUCUGGACGAGCUGCAGGGGGCGACGGAGAGCAAAGAGACGGAAAUGCUCCUGGAUGACUUCCUGUUGACGUAUCUGGUGUUCAUGUCCACCAGUGAGCUCUGCCAGGCACUGCUGGGACACUACUGCACGAAGCGCUGUCGGGGGAAGGAGGAGGGGAAGGAGGCUCUCUACAGGAAGAGGAAGGUACUGCACCUGGUGUCUCAGUGGAGCACGCUGUACAAGGACUUCCUGCGAGAGGAGGAGAACGUCAAGCCCUUCAUGAAGACGCUGUAUCGAUACGUGCUGGAAGACGUGUACGAGUUCCCCUCGCUGGAGAAAGACCUGAAGGAGUUCCAGAAACUACUGCGACGGAGACAUACGAUGGACGACUAUUCUCCACACCAAAAGAGUAAAGCGCUGUACCAGCAGCUGAGUCUGAAGGAGAACUGUGUUCCUCUCCGAGCGUCUCCCGUCGAGAGCAAAGACGUGAUGUGCCGUGUGUAUGUGAGCUGUGAUUCGUAUCUGAGCGUGCGGGUGAAGCCUACAGUCGUGGCUCAGGAGCUGCUGCACAUCGUCUCUCAGCGGAUGGAGCGAUGCGAGGACGACAUGAUGCUGCUGGCACAGACCUACAGCGGAGAGAAGCGUGUUCUUCAGCCUCAUGACAGUAUUUACUCCGAGUCUCUGACGGCCCCCAGCAGACUGAUCGCCUGCCGCAGAGACCUCAGCGAGAUCCUGCCGCCGCUCACCGAGUGUCCAGAUCUGGGACAGAAGCCCGUCAGACUGCUGGGGAUCAACACGUGGGACGUCGCUGUGGCUCUGACCAACUUCGACUGGAAUCUCUUCAACUCCAUCCACGAGCAAGAGCUGAUCUUCUACACGUUCAGCGGUCAGGCGAGCAGUGUCCACACGGUGGCGCUGGAGCAGCUGCUGCAGCGCUGUAAUGAGGUCCAGCAGUGGGUGAUGUCUGAGGUGCUGCUCUGUCCAUCACUCAGUAAACGAGUGCAGCUCCUCAAGAAGUUCAUCAAGAUCGCUGCACACUGUAAAGCGCAGAGGAACCUCAACUCCUCGUUUGCGAUCAUCAUGGGGUUAAACACGGCGGCGGUCAGCCGUCUGAACCAGACCUGGGAGAAAGUUCCUGGAAAGUUCAAGAAGCUGUUCUCUGAGCUGGAGCUGCUGACUGAUCCGUCCAUGAAUCACAAAGCUUACAGAGACGCUUUCAAGAAGAUGAAGCCGCCCAAGAUCCCCUUCAUGCCUCUGCUGCUCAAAGAUAUCACCUUCAUCCACGAGGGGAACAAAACAUUUCACGAUAAUCUGGUCAACUUUGAGAAGCUGCACAUGAUCGCUGAUACGGUCCGACUCAUUCGUCACUGCCAGACGGAUCAGACAGGGAACGAGCUCUCUCCGUCAGACAGUCCUGAGGUGCGCUCCAGCAUCCAUUACCUGCACAUCAUCGACAAUCAGCAGACGCUGUUCGAGCUGUCGCACAGACUGGAGCCGCGAGUCUGAGACACAGAAGAGCGCCGCCUGCUGGACAGAUUCAGACUGAAUCAGUGACUCUCUCAGAGCCCAGCGAAUCAGUACAGACACCACCACUAAACACCGUUCUCAAUGUAAAAAAUCACUGGUGGUCCAUGAACGCUUUUUCCUGUCCGGGGGAGAAAGUGUGAACUUUUCAGCAUUGUUUUGUUGAAAUGCAGUUGUCAAUGUUAUUUAACUUCUACCAGCAACUCUGGACCAUAUUUAUAUAUAAAUAUAUAAUUUAAUACUUCAGAUUGUUAGGGCUGGGCGAUAUGAUCAUAAAAUAAUAUAUUACAAAUAAUAUAAAAUUUUUAAAAAAGCUAUUCAAUUUUAUUAUGUAAUUUUUCAGCCUUUCGGCCAUGUUUAGUGUAUAUUAAUAUUUAUAUAUUUGGAGUUAAAGGCUGAUUUAUUUUAGUCAAUUUCAACCAAUUUGUUUUAAAAUUUAUAAUUCAAGAUUAAAAAUACAGUAAAAAUCAUGUGAACACAAGAACUGAUAUAAACAGCUUUAUUAACACAAAAAAUAAUUGAAUCAUUUGAACUGAUUCAUGAAAUCGAAAAAGACUUGCUUUUUUUUAGGUCUGAAGUUCAAGUCAGAAACGUGAUUGCUAAAUUAUAUAAUCACACUGUUGUUUCAGUCUAUGAAUACUAUGAUAUUUUGUAAACACAAAAUCAAGUAUAACACGCGAACGAGUCAUUGAAUCAUUUGAAUCGAUUCAUUGAAACAGAUGGUUUGAACAACCAAAGUUCAAAUCAAAAACAUAGUGGCCAAAAUAAAAUCAUCACAACAUUGCUUCAGUCUUUAAAUAUACAAUAUUUUGUAAACACAAGUGGAAAUAUAACACACGCAAACAAACAAAUCACUGAAUCAUCUGAAUCGAUUCAUCCAAGAAAUGAUUCAUGGAAAUAAAUCAGAUUUAUUUGCUUUUCACUGCUACUGAAGUUCAAAUAAACUUAAUGGCCAUAAAAACCAUCCAUUUAUGUAUAAAUUAUAUUUUGUAAAUACAUAAAACAAAUAUAAUCUGCAAACGAAUCACUGAAUCAUUUGAAUCAAUUCACUGAAACUGAAAGUUUGAACCGAUGGAAAUGAAUCAAACUCACACGUUAGUUCAAAUCACAAACAUAGAGGUGAAAUAACAUCACAGUGUUGCUUCAUUUUAUAAAUGUAUGAUGUUUUCUAACCAGAGUAUAUAUCGCCCGGCCCUACCUUAUGAACGGAGAGUGAAGGAACAAACACACCGGUGUCAAAGGUCAUGACGAUGAUGUCAUAUAGAGCCAAGCGCUGGCUUCACACUGAAUCGUGUUCUUGUGAUUUUCUUCGAUGUUUGAUAUUGGACAUGCAGUGACGUUCCUGUGAGCCGACAGUAUUAUUUCCUCCGAGCCGAGGCUCUUGAAGAUGUUCGUUUCGUGGAGUUUUUGCCCUUCACUCGCUCGCAGUGCUGAAGCUCAUGCAUGCAUACUGUAUUUGCACUUACAUCUCUGUUUGUACAUGAUCGUGUAAGAAUGUAGAUACCUGUAAAGAAAUGUGGUUUCUGUGCCAAGCACGAUUAUGGGAGAGCGAUGCAAUACGAGGAGAUUUGAAUCUUGUCCAGUGUUUUCUACAAGCCUUUAGCUGCAGAUAUGAACCCAUGGAUCUGAGCUGUUCCUGAUUAAAUGGGGAUUGUGGGUUUGUAAUCGAUCAGCUCGGGAAAGCCUGAGUUUUAGACCAUAUCUGAACUUCAUCAGUUUCUUCACUGCCACACACACACACACACACACACACAUUCGCCUGAAUGUGCUGCGACUGAACACACACUGCUUUUCUUAUUUAUGAAUAUAUAUGGCACUCGUGUUAUUUUGUGAUAUGCUGCUGUUCACAGAUAAAAGUUCAGCUUUCUGAUGCUUCGGUGAAUCUCACAAAAAAUGUUUAGUCACACAUUUCACCCCAAAGAGUAAUAAGUAAAUAAAUAAAUGUCCCAACA
This is a messenger RNA of Carassius gibelio (silver crucian carp), 4788 nucleotides long. It is a transcript of the gene rapgef5a, whose product is annotated as Rap guanine nucleotide exchange factor (GEF) 5a. The transcript has 26 exons. Gene Ontology annotation, biological process: Ras protein signal transduction; positive regulation of GTPase activity. Gene Ontology annotation, molecular function: guanyl-nucleotide exchange factor activity. The record is from RefSeq and is a predicted model, not a curated record. Lineage: Eukaryota; Metazoa; Chordata; Actinopteri; Cypriniformes; Cyprinidae. Bases 23 to 2818 code for a protein of 931 amino acids. Gene Ontology annotation, cellular component: plasma membrane.